GGGUCUUUUCCCCUCAAUCAUUAUAUUUUUCGGUAGUUGCGCGGCGCACAGCAUGACGCGUAAAAAAAUUGACGGUUACUUCUGAGGGGAUACAAGCUGGAAGUUUGACGAAGGAAGGGGGAGAUGGGCAGGUGGCCCAGUUCGGGGUUUAAUUCUUCCGGACGGUGCCUGCUAAAUCAGCUCCCGCUUCUCCCUACGCUGCUCGGAGGAGAGAGACUGGGCCGCUUCUCUGGCAGGCCUGCUCCGCUUUGCCUUUUCUACCGCGGAAGAGCACACAGAAGAAAAGCUGGCUGAGUGGUUUAUGCGACACAGAUCUUUCAAGAAGAAGAAAAAUUGACUGAGUGAUUUAUGUGACACGGUUUUUUCAAGAAAUCUUCAUUAUUUAAGACAAUGGAAGUGCUUCCAGAACUCUAUGAUAUCUUUCAAGGAGAGGUCGCUGCUGUGACAGAAUAUGGAGCUUUUAUAAAGAUUCCAGGAAGCCGGAAACAAGGUCUUGUACACAAAAGCCAUAUGUCAAGCUGCCGGAUAGACAAACCUUCAGAAAUGGUGGAUGUUGGAGAAAAAGUAUGGGUGAAACUUAUAGGAAAAGAGAAGAAAGAUGACAAACUGAAGCUGUCUCUUUCCAUGAAAGUUGUUAACCAAGGAACUGGAAAGGACCUGGAUCCCAAUAAUGUUGCCCUCGAUCAAGAUGCACGGAAAAAACGCUCAUUCAAAGACUUCAGCAGCCAAAAGAUCACUCUUGAAGCUGUUUUGAACACAGUUUGUAAAAAGUGUGGUUGCCCAGGUCAUUUUGCUAAAGAGUGCUUCGUGCAGCCAGGAGGCAUCAAGUAUGCUCUUAUACCGGAGGAGGAAGAAGACAUCCCUCCAGAAAAAGAAAAGAAAGCACAUGAGUCUGAGCAUUCUGCAAAGAAGAGAAAAAAAGAAAAGAAGAAGAAAAGGAAACACAAAAGUAAAAUCCCUUCUGAAUCGGAUAAUUCCGACAGCUGUAAUUCAGACAUCGGCGGUGAUCAGCCUUCCAGGAAGAAGGCAAAACAUGCUGAAAAGGCGAGUGCAUCUCAGAAGAAGAAGAAAAAGAAGCACCAUAAGAAAAAACACAAAGAAUGAGGAGCAGAUGCUAAGCCACAGGCCGUGCUGAUACAACAUGCCUCCUAACCCCCUCCUUUCCUUUUGGCUUCCCAGAGUCAUCAGUCAGAGAAAAGAACAGCUGAGACAGUGCCUCUUGCUUUAAGGCAAAAGGAUUUUCCUUCUCUGAAUAGCAGCAUUGUUUCCUACAGCAUUUCACAGGACCUGUCACUUUUUUUUUUGUUUCUUCCACAAAGAGGGAAAGGGGGAGCCAGCUGCCAUUUGGGCGUUCCUCGGCCCAGAUGUUGUGCUUGUUCUUCUGGCACUUGUCUUAUUCUGUAAUUAUUUUUUCCCCCAGGCAACAUGCCAGGGCUGCAGCCAGCCCUUGGGGAACAACCCCUGAGCCACCUACGAGAAGCAUGUAAGGCAAGCAGUGCAGCUUCUUUAGAUGGGAUGACAGCUGGGUGUUGAUUCAGCAUCUCCCAGCCAUUCCACAUGCCAUUAGAAGGAUAAGUGUACGCAGACUCUGAGCUGACAGUCUAGCUGUGGCCUGAUUGGUGCAGAACAAUCACUCCACUGCAUUUGCUGUGAUCCUAUUUGUCAGCAGUACUGAAGGGAGGGAAAAUCCAUCAACCUACAUAUGUAGAGGCAGUUUUUUCAAAGAAAAAACAUUAAAUGUGGUUAUUGCUAAAAAUAUAAGUUAUGAAAUAAAAUUGAUUUUGUUUUGGGCUCA
Molecule: messenger RNA, 1795 nt
Organism: Heteronotia binoei (common prickly gecko)
Lineage: Eukaryota; Metazoa; Chordata; Lepidosauria; Squamata; Gekkonidae
Gene: ZCCHC17
Product: zinc finger CCHC-type containing 17
Exons: 8
Coding region: 391-1104 (237 amino acids)
Biological process (GO): RNA stabilization
Molecular function (GO): zinc ion binding; RNA binding
Source: RefSeq, a predicted model, not a curated record